Molecule: messenger RNA, 1630 nt
Organism: Abrus precatorius (Indian licorice)
Lineage: Eukaryota; Viridiplantae; Streptophyta; Magnoliopsida; Fabales; Fabaceae
Product: actin-related protein 2/3 complex subunit 1B-like
Exons: 15
Coding region: 84-1214 (376 amino acids)
Biological process (GO): Arp2/3 complex-mediated actin nucleation
Cellular component (GO): Arp2/3 protein complex; actin cytoskeleton
Molecular function (GO): actin filament binding
Source: RefSeq, a predicted model, not a curated record
CUCGGCACGCCAAGUACGCACAACAGUGUUCGUUACUGUCUCGUUACUUCAACAGAUUUCAUUCUGUGCAGAGAGAAGAGAAAAUGGCGGCAAUGGCGGUUCACCAAUUCGCACAAUGCAUCACUUGCCACGCAUGGAGCCCCGAUCAAUCCAUGGUUGCUUUAUGUCCAAACAAUAAUGAAGUGCACAUCUAUAGAUUGGUUGAAGACAAAUGGGAGAAGGUGUAUGUUCUUCAAAAGCAUGACCAGGUAAUUUCUGGGAUAGACUGGAGUGCAAGAUCAAAUAGGAUAGUUACUGCAUCCCAUGAUCGGAAUUCAUAUGUCUGGAACCUUGAAGGAUCAGAAUGGGUGCCAACUCUUGUUAUCCUUAGACUAAACCGUGCUGCCCUUUGUGUUGAAUGGAGUCCAAAAGAAAACAAAUUUGCUGUGGGAAGUGGAGCCAAAACUGUUUGUAUAUGCUACUAUGAGCAAGAGAACAACUGGUGGGUCAGCAAACUUAUCAGGAAGAGACAUGAUUCUUCAGUGACUAGUGUUUCUUGGCAUCCAGAUAAUAUUCUUCUUGCUACAACAUCCACAGAUGGGAAAUGCCGAGUAUUCUCCACCUUUAUUAAAGGUGUAGAUGCAAAGGAUUCAAAAAAGGGUACUUCGUCAGAUUCGAAAUUUGGAGAGUUGAUUGUCCAGCUUGAUCUCUCAUCAUCUUGGACAUUUGGCGUCAAGUGGUCACCAAGUGGCAAUACUCUAGCUUAUGUCGGUCAUAAUUCUAUGAUAUAUUUUGUUGAUGAUGUUGGUCCUUCUCCAUUGGCCCAAAAUGUUUUGUUCCGUGAUUUACCCCUACGUGAUGUAUUAUUUGUUUCUGAGAGAACAGUGAUAGGUGUGGGAUUUGAUUGUAACCCAAUGGUAUUUGCUGCAGAUGAAAGGGGAAUUUGGAGUUUUGUCAAAUAUCUUGGGGAACGAAAAGCAGUAUCGUCUGGAUCGAGAUAUGGCUCCCAGUUCUCUGAAGCAUUUGGGAAGUUUUAUGGCCAAUCAAAGCAUGGAGUGAGCAAUGAUGCAGUUGAAACUUCAAGAACACGUGGAGCUGUUCAUGAAAACUGUAUAAAUUGUAUCAUGCCUCUUGGGGAUCAUGGGACAUUGAUAAGGCGUUUCAGCACAUCAGGAUUGGAUGGAAGAAUUGUUGUAUGGGAUUUGGAAAAUGAGCAAGAUCUGUUGGGAUUAUAAGCUCGUUGGAUAAUUGAUUCUUGUUCGUGGUAAGGUUUCUGAAGGUGAUUGUCGCACGCAGCAUUAUACCUUGUAGAUUAAUUUGGUUGUGAGCAAUUGAAGUUAUCUCCUAUCAUUAUAAUCAAGGCUUGAAAAUGUCAGAUAUCAGACCGUAGAUUAUAGCUGUACCUGUAUGAUAAUGCCCCCAGCUGUUGCGUUAAGUGCAAUACUCACUUUAAAGAUAUAACAAAUAAUAUUAUGAAAGAGGAGCAACAGCUUUCGUCCUUUCUUUAGACAGUAAUGAACACUACAGUGAUUAUCAACGUUUAUGCGUAGUAGGUCUUAUCAUGUACGACAACACAGUUGCAUGCUUAUUAGAGUAUAUGGUUUGUUAAAUUGUAUGGUAAGAAAUAGAAAAGUAUGGUUCUAGCGAUUGC